GCCACAUUAAAUACGCUUAUAAUACACGCCACUCUGGCACCGUUUAUCCCGUGAAACGAUCAUAUCGCGUUGUUGCCAUCUCUCUCUUUCUGCUAAAACAGUUGCCCUAUGCUUCGGUUUUUCUCCACCGCUCCAACUUGUUGCAAAACCUUUUUCUGUCUCCUGCACUUGCUACAGUCUUCGGGUGUUGCAUAUAUAUCGUACAUAUAUCAUAUAUACGCAUAUUGCUUUCUAUCCGCUCUCUUUAGAAAAUCAUUCCAAAAAGAACGCUUUAGCUAUUUUCAUCCCGGGUUUAUACACCGUGUUCAAGUGUCUAUUUUAAUACCACUCGGUAAUCAUGUAUUCACUCAUACUCGUUAAGGAUCGAUUCGGCUGAGAUGCGGCCUGGAUCGGAUGGACGAUUGAAUAUAUAAGCUUUGAGUCGGAAUCCACCGGGAUAUAUAUGUAAUUUUCCCCCCUUUAUGGAAACAAUUAUCCAUGGCCCAGCAGUGGAUCGGUGCAUUGUAUCGCGUUGAUUUAUCCUCAGCAUUCCACUGAAUUCCCAUCAUGGCACGCCCGAAAUAUUUCAUUUUCGACCGGCGCACAGCGGGCGGUGUGCGUAAAUAUCAAGAUGCAGUGAAAAUCAGCCUAAUUGUCUUACUGGGCCUGAGUGUUGGAUUACAUUUAUUGGUGCUGUUCCGCAGUUCACUGAUGGAUGGCGGCGCAGGCGGUGGUAGUAUGGGGUGUCCCGAUGUCGUCCAGCAGUCAGCGGUCUUCAUCAGCGGCCCCCGCAGUAAACCAGCGCCAUCGGCCUCCAGCUGGUCCAGUUCAUCCGAUCAUAAUUCGCAAGUGGAGCGCGGUUCCGCUGGCGGCCGCCGGCCAGUGGCGGCUGAUGGCCGGCUUCCGGCCGCGGGCGCCGAUCAGCAGCCGGCAGCUGCUGCUGCGGCCGGUCAAGCACAUAUAUCAGCGGCGGCUGAUGCGCUGCCGCUGGAUGAUGCCGUGGGGAAAGCUGGCAAGAGGAAGGAUUACAAAGCGUUAUGGCGAUAUUACCGCUUGACUGCCAACGUUAGCGACAGUCCCUAUGCCCGACCGCGUCAGCCGCUUCCUCCUCACAAGAACAUGGCGGAUGUGUAUAAGAGCAACGGAAGUCAAUUUGGAAAUACCGUAUGGGACAGAUUUCAUGCUGGCAUCACGCCCUAUCAGCUCUAUCAGGAUCCGGCAGUUGUUGAUGCUGUCCUCAAAGAUGUACAAACGGCCGCCAUUACGAAAGCCGAAAUGAAAGACGGCGGUACCCAGCUAAAGCUGUUUAUUGAGUUCGAGGGUCCUGGAAAAGCUCUUUUCAAACCAUUACGUCUCAACAACACCCAGGAGGACAACCCCAAUCAUUUCUAUUUUAAUUAUUUCGAACGACAUUACAGUGAGAUUGCGGCAUACCAUCUCGACCGCGUCCUGGGUUUCCGUCGCGCUCCUCCGGUAACCGGUCGCAUGGUCAAUCUGAUCACCGACGUUCGUAAUCGUGCGGACGACAAUCUUCGCGACACCUUCUACAUCUCCCCGGCCGGCAAUAUCUGCCUGACAGGCGCCUGUAAAUAUUACUGCGACACCAGCCACGGAUUAUGCGGAUCACCGGAGAACUUACCGGGUUCCUUUAGCGCUUUCUUACCGGAAGACGAUGGGCCAUCACUGCGCAUGACCUGGCGACAUCCCUGGCGACGAUCAUAUAGCCGGCUCAAACUGGCGCCCUGGGAAAUGGACAACACGUAUUGUUUGCUAAUUAAGACGAUUGAGCCGUACGAUGCCGGUCGGAGAAUGUUGGACAUUAUGGAUAUGGCGAUAUUAGACUACAUCGCUAAUAAUCUGGAUCGCCAUCAUUAUGAGACAUUUUACGAGUUCGGCAACGAGAGCUCGCCCAUCCAUUUGGAUCAUGGUCGGAGUUUCAAUAAGUGGAAAACCGACGAUCCAUCCAUCUUGACACCUCUAACACAAUGUUGUCUUAUCCGGCGAUCCACCCUGAAACGCUUGCUGGACCUAACCCGCGGACCAAAAUUAAGCCAUCUUUUAGAUGAGUCCAUGCGCUCCGAUCCUCUGUAUCCUGUCCUGAAUCAAGAGCAUCUGGAUGCGGUAGACAGGCGCGUUCAUGGCGCACUGGAUGCCAUCGAAACCUGUUUGAGAAAUGCCAAAAAUCCAUCAGAUAUUAUUAUCCAAGAAGAUCUCAAAUCAUGGAAGCUCUGAGUGAAGUGUCGAUCGUGACUUUAUAGGUUUAGAAGAAGAAGCCGGGCUGGAUAAUGCUUAACGAGGAGCUGUCAGCACCGCAAAAGAACUAUGCGGUUUACGUAUAUCCUACUAGGCUUCCUGCCAGCACAGAAAACAUCAGACACUGUUCCACGCAAAAUGCCCGGAAAUUCCUGAAUAGAACAAUGUCUACGUCCAAACACCUAUACACUGUUGGAGAACACUUUUUGCAGCUCCGGACCCAUUUCAACUCGACAACCGUACACUUUUUCUGAAUGAUGCACAUUGUGAUAUUUUUUGUACAAUACGGAGUACAUCUGUAUCAGAGAUUAGAUGAUGAACGCUUGACAUAGAGUUAUCUUUUAUGCUACUGCAAAAUUAGGCUGAUUUUGAUAAUUAUUGCAAACAUGGGCCUUGAUAAUAUAUCUUUGAAAUUUGGAUCCGUCCUUUCAAAAGCUUUGUUGCAUUUUUUCAAUUUAACGAACGUAACACAUUCUGGUUUCUAGUUUUUAUUUUGGAACGCCGAGUUUGCUCUGGUAAAAAGAGUGACAAUCGAACUUU
Messenger RNA from Paramacrobiotus metropolitanus, 2772 nucleotides. Its product is annotated as extracellular serine/threonine protein CG31145-like. Lineage: Eukaryota; Metazoa; Tardigrada; Eutardigrada; Parachela; Macrobiotidae. The record is from RefSeq and is a predicted model, not a curated record. Gene Ontology annotation, molecular function: phosphotransferase activity, alcohol group as acceptor. Bases 547 to 2211 code for a protein of 554 amino acids. The transcript is spliced from 5 exons. Gene Ontology annotation, cellular component: Golgi apparatus. Gene Ontology annotation, biological process: protein phosphorylation.